Messenger RNA from Bombus impatiens (common eastern bumble bee), 1126 nucleotides. Its product is annotated as RNA exonuclease 4. The record is from RefSeq and is a predicted model, not a curated record. Lineage: Eukaryota; Metazoa; Arthropoda; Insecta; Hymenoptera; Apidae. Gene Ontology annotation, molecular function: nucleic acid binding; 3'-5' exonuclease activity. Gene Ontology annotation, cellular component: nucleus. The coding region runs from base 266 to 1081 and encodes 271 amino acids. Gene Ontology annotation, biological process: rRNA processing. The transcript has 2 exons.
UUUAAUUAUAUGCAUUGGAGAAGGAGGAAAUAACUGAAUCCAUUUUCAAAUGUAUAAGUGUUUUGUAUUGUGCCGCCAUAUCUACGUUGACAUAUUAUCUAAAAUUUUACAAAUACUUUUACUAAAAAUUUGCUUAUUUUUGUAUUAGUUGAGAAAUAGAUAUUGUAUGUUUUAUUAUUCGGUAAAAAAUUGUUUCUUUUCGGAUAUUUAUAUUUGUCUUUAAACACGUGUUAAAUGAAGAGGUUAGGGCAGGAAACACAUUUCCAUGGAACGGCAAUGCAAACGCCGUUUUAAGAAAUCUAUUAAUACGCAAACUAUGAAUACAAAGGAUAAAAAAAUUGAUCAAUGUAUGACCCCACACACAGAGCGUAAUGCGUCUGGUCGAAAUUGGGAAAUGUUUAAAAAUUUAGUACUUCACCCAUCACCAUCAGGUUCAGAUUCUACUGAUAAAGAAAAUGUUAAUAAGAAAUCUCCACAUCAAAAGUCAAGAAAAAAGCAUUAUUCAUCUGCAUUGAAUGUAGAUCAUAUGUCACGUAGUGAGGAAGAAAUAGUUUAUGAUGAAGAUAAAAAGAAGCUAACAAAACAGAUAGCAAUAGAUUGUGAAAUGGUUGGCAUUGGAGAUGGCAGUGAAAGUAUGUUAGCUAGAGUAUCUAUUGUGAACCGUCAUGGUUUUUGUGUUUAUGACAAAUAUGUAAAACCAAGAGAACCUGUUCAAGAUUAUAGAACUAAAGUUAGUGGUAUUAGGCCUCAUGAUCUCCAAAAUGGAGAAGAAUUUCAGAUUGUUCAGAAUGAAGUAGCAGAAAUUUUAAGAGGUCGCACUCUAGUUGGUCAUGCAUUAAAACAUGAUCUUGAUGUACUAUAUCUUUCUCAUCCAAGGAAAUAUUUACGAGAUACUUCCAGAUUUAAAACCUUCAGACAGUUAUCUGGAGGGUAUACCCCUAGUUUGAAGAAACUUGCACAUGAAUUAUUAGGCAAAGAAAUACAAACAGGGGAACAUAACUCUAUCGAAGAUGCAAGAGUUGCAAUGCAGUUGUACGUGCUGUACAAAAAUAUGUGGGAAUCUGAAUUUUAUUCUAAAUGAUAAUUUAUACUGUAAUGAAGGAUCUAUCUCUAUUAUCUAUCUUUU